This is a messenger RNA of Aspergillus pseudoviridinutans, 1422 nucleotides long. Its product is annotated as FAD-binding oxidoreductase. Gene Ontology annotation, molecular function: oxidoreductase activity; FAD binding. The transcript is spliced from 3 exons. The record is from RefSeq and is a predicted model, not a curated record. NCBI's taxonomy places the organism in Eukaryota, Fungi, Ascomycota, Eurotiomycetes, Eurotiales, Aspergillaceae. Bases 1 to 1422 code for a protein of 473 amino acids.
AUGCCGUUCAUGUCAUAUUCUCAUGUACUUGAACUACGACGGUGGUUGGAAGGGACCAGAGCAAAUGUGAUUUGUUACGGAUCUGAGGACUAUGCGGAAAAGAUCAAGAGAUGGAGUGAUACUUGUGAACGAGAUGCGGGCGCUAUAGUCGAAGUUACCUCUACAUCAGAAGUAUCUGAAGCAGUCAAAUUUGCCCGAAAGCAUCAUAUCAACUUUGUCACGGAGGCUGGCGGACAUUCCACCACUGGUUCGUCUGCUACCCACGGUGGACUGGUCAUAAGCCUGACAAAAAUGCGCCGUGUCUUGACUGAUCCUGCCUCCAGAACUGUGUGUGUCCAGGGCGGAGCUAUCUGGGAUGAUGUUAACGAGUCCACUGAUGCGUAUGGCCUGGCAGUUGUUGGAUCGACUGCCAGCCACACAGGAGUUGCAGGGACGACGCUGGGAGGUGGCUUUGGGUGGCUAACUGGGCGAUACGGGCUGAUCAGCGACAAUCUACUCAGUGUCAAAAUGGUUCUAGCAGACGGCACAAUUGCGGAGGCAUCCGAGGAGAGCCACCAGGACUUGUUCUGGGCAGUGCGUGGGGCAGGACAAGCGUUUGGGAUUGUGACGGAGCUGGUUUUCCGGGCUUAUGACCUACCCGGGCCUGUGUAUGGUGGAACGCUCAUUUUCACUGUGGAUCGAUUACCAGGAAUCCUUGAAUUCGCCAGUCGCUUCGAUGAGAAGCAGGAUCAAGACAGCGGCUUUUUCUUUGGGCUUGCGGCACCAUCGGCGGCUGAUCGUACAGCUAUCUUGGUUCUGCCAUUCUAUAACGGCAGUCAAGAGAAGGCCGAGGAGUUCUUCGCGCCGUUGAUCUCUCUGGGCCCUUCAAAAGACAAGACGUCCAUGAUGUCCUACAAAGAACUCAAUCGAAUUGCAGAUGUCGAUCCGGUCCCAGAGGGUCGGAAAUGUUUCAGUGGGACCAAAGUAUCCAUGCCACUUGACCGGCAUCUGAUCUGUGAUUUAUGGGAACAUUUCGACUCGAUUAUGGAACAGUAUCCGCGAUCAAAGAACAGCGUGCUAAUGUUCCAGCUCAUACCCUAUGAGAAGACGAUCAGUGUCCCUAUCGACGCUACAGCCUGCGCUGAUCGAGGACAAUACUACAAUGUCGCGUUGCUUCUAUGCUGGUAUGACCCUGAGCAUGACACGACAAUGCAUACAUACAUGCGGGCCCUACUCUCAAGGAUCAAGAAAUCGCCCUGUUAUGCUUGCAAAAACGAGCCUGCCGUGCAAGCCAAUGCCAAUUUUGCAGGGCAUGAGAUUGGAGCAGCUUACCUCUUCAGAGACAAUCUUCCUCGAUUGCAGGCUCUGAAGAAGAAGUAUGAUCCACAUAAUGUUUUCUCCAAGUGGCAUAAUCUCGUCUCUCAUACAGAAACUCAGUCAUGA